This is a messenger RNA of Plasmopara halstedii, 2673 nucleotides long. RefSeq names its product Phosphatidylinositol kinase (PIK-H1). Gene Ontology annotation, biological process: phosphatidylinositol phosphate biosynthetic process; phosphatidylinositol-mediated signaling. The coding region runs from base 1 to 2673 and encodes 890 amino acids. Lineage: Eukaryota; Oomycota; Peronosporomycetes; Peronosporales; Peronosporaceae. Gene Ontology annotation, molecular function: 1-phosphatidylinositol 4-kinase activity. The record is from RefSeq and is a predicted model, not a curated record. Gene Ontology annotation, cellular component: cytoplasm; membrane. The transcript is spliced from 7 exons.
AUGACGUCGACCACCAAUCUGCCAGAACUUUCCUUGUCUCCAGAGACUUUGACGCCAUCGCGUUUUUCAAUAGCGCUACGAAUUCCUUCUCCGACUCAGCCCAAGCUUUUGCCUACGCCUAAGGUUACUGAAAUUGUAGCUCAGGACGGAAGUGUGGACAUUCAAUUGUUUAUAAUCUCCCUUUGGAAGUAUCGAACGAAUGUAUCGUUUUCAGCAGAACUUUGUCAACGUCUGUGCUCAGUGCCAAUCACCAAACUAUUGCUGGAUCAAGUGGAAUUCUAUUUACCGCAAUUGGCUCACAUGGUAAUGCAUCUUGAUUGCGAAGUACCUACGGAUGAUAUUGAGCAGUUUAUGCUGCUACUUGCACAAAGUAGUGUACACCUGGCAUUACAACUAUUCUGGGUGAUCUAUGCAACGCUUGAUGAGAAUCGCCCAAAGACAGUGAGUAGCAAUCCUCGAACAUUUUCACGUUGUGCGCGAUUAUUGUUAGCACUCGAGCAGUGCUUUGUGUACGGGUCUCCAGCAUCUCGCCAGGCGUCAGAACUUCUUAACCGACAAAGUAUCUCGAGAGACGAGAUGGAGCAGAUUCUUAUGGCUGAUCGGCGCUUUUUUGCCGCUCAACAGAGAAGUACAGACUUAAAUAGCGCUGGUAACACCGUAGAAAACGUUGCUCCAAUCUCGGGUGGUUGGCUUUUCAAGAAAGGAGGUGGGACAAGUAGAAUGGGUCGACGCAAUUGGACAAUGCGCUGGUGUCGUUUAGAGCAGCGUAUAUUACUGGUCUUUAAAAAGCCAACGCACACACGUCCUCGUGCAGCUAUUCCACUUCAUGGUGCUCAGUUGCAUAUUGUGGAGAAUAAGCGUCCAUUUUACUUUGAAAUCAACCUUCGUUUUAGCGAAACUAAAGCAAAGUUUUCGGCAGCAACAGCUGAUGAAUUGGCGACGUGGGUGGCGUACCUUCGAAAAGCAUCCGUUUUACCAGAUCCUCCUGCUGGAAGCCCGAAGAAAGGGAGGUGCACCUUAGAACGCACGUUAGCGCGCAUGUCGUUUGCAAUGCGAACUUUUAUUGUGCAAUCCUCGAGUCCAACUCCACAAUAUAUCGUUGAUACUUUUGCAUUUUCAUCGCAAAGUGGCUCGCCGUCAAAAGCAAACAUUGUCAGUCGCUCAGCAGAUGCUAUCGCAGAUAUAGAGACUGCUCAUGUUGAGCAAAGGCGAAGUCGGAUGUUAAGUAGUGGAUGUGCGAGCGCAUAUUCGAGUCAAGCGGGGGAUACGGACGUCAGUCAAUACUCAACGACAGACUUAAGUUGUGAUACGGAUGCGUUAAUGCAAGCUCUCAUGACGCCAGACCAGCAGCGACGUUAUGAAUUUUUCUGUACCAUGAUCAACUUUGUGAAGUCAAUCACUGAUAUAUCUGAGUCACUACGGCAUGUCGAGCCUUUGAAACGCAAGGAGCAAUUAGGACCACUUCUUAAACAAUUGCAAAUACCUAGUCGAGCAUAUAUCCCACUCUGCAAAUCAACGGAUCCUUACUGCAACGUUAUGACGGUCUUUUGCGACGAAGGACACGUCUUCAGCACCCAUGAACGGGCACCGUGCUUAAUAUACGUCGGCGCUGAGGAAGAUGAAAACAGUGAAGACGUGUCUACCGCCUUAUUCAGAAAUCUCUAUGAUACCCGAGCAGAUGACAUUCACGUAGAUGAGACCUUUUUCGAUAAGGACGCUUUCGAUAUAAGUACGAGACAAAAACGAAGACUUUACUCAUCCAUCAAGUCUUGUCAAAUGUCGCCUUUUCUUCGUAAACUCUUAUCAAAUGAUCACCGCAAAGCUCUCAUCGAACAUACAUUUGGUGAACUUACGUUUUCCAAGGCUGAGCGUCUCUUUAGCAGUGUUCAAAGCUCAAAUCCAAAGCGAUGGCGUUUGACUAGUUUACUGUCCAAGAGUCACGAUGAUCUUCGUCAAGAACUUUUAGUUAUGCAAUUUAUCUCGUACUUUCAGCAAAUUUUUGAAGAAGAGAAGCUUCCAUUACGACUGCACCCUUACCGCAUAUUAGCUACAGGAUCAAGCACUGGGCUUAUUGAAGUUGUGUGUAAUGCGAUGUCGCUUGAUGGGAUCAAGAAAAGAAAAGGGUUUACAAAUCUUCGAAGCCAUUUUGAACAAAUGUACGGACACGUAUUCAAUGAUUCUCAAGACAGUCAUGAGGAGACGGAUUUGCUUCAACAAGCGAAAAUGAACUUUAUGCACAGUUUAGCCGCCUACUCCAUCGUCUGUUACAUCCUUGCAAUCAAAGAUCGACAUAAUGGCAACAUCAUGCUUGACAUUGAGGGUUUUUUAAUCCACAUUGACUUUGGCUUUUUUUUAGGCCGAGCACCGGGAGGAAGUUUUAGUUUUGAAACAGCACCGUUUAAGCUGACAGCCGAAAUGGUGGACGUACUAGACGGUCGCGAUUCAACGAAUUUCAAGUAUUUUACAGAUCUGUGCGUUCAAGGAGCGCUGGCAGCUCAAAAGCACGGAGGGACAGCAGGCCCUCUAUCGGGACUUAAAGAACGAUUGUUUUUGAAUAUGCCCCCGGAAAAGGUUCCAUCAACCAUUCAGAAUAUGGUGCAGCGCUCUUACGAUCACUUUGGCACGACUAAGUAUGACCAAUUCCAAACUUUUUCGAAUGGAAUUUCGAAGUAG